Messenger RNA from Verruconis gallopava, 1518 nucleotides. RefSeq lists its product as uncharacterized. Gene Ontology annotation, cellular component: fungal-type vacuole membrane. Bases 148 to 1518 code for a protein of 456 amino acids. The transcript has 4 exons. Gene Ontology annotation, biological process: transmembrane transport. Gene Ontology annotation, molecular function: transmembrane transporter activity. NCBI's taxonomy places the organism in Eukaryota, Fungi, Ascomycota, Dothideomycetes, Venturiales, Sympoventuriaceae. The record is from RefSeq and is a predicted model, not a curated record.
UGAAAAGAGGAAGAAAGAGAAGCGCAGAAAUUUGUUUCCUUUGAUUGUUCCAUUUCUAUCGUCAAAACCUCCGUUCAAUUCGAGUCUAUAUAGUCUAUACUUCGGAUAACCCUAUCCAAACAGCCUAUCAUAUCGACCACAUUAGACAUGCCAGAGCAAAAAUUCGAGACCACAUCAUCUACAGAAUGCUCACUAGAGGAUUUCCCAGCUUCGCAAACAGAACCGGCGGCGACAACUUUCGACCCUGAGAAAGCCACUUCGAGGACCUCGCCAGCCGCAGGACCUAGCCCGAACGACUUCCCGGAUGGAGGGUGGGAAGCGUGGCUCGUAGUUUUCGGUGGCUUCUGCUCCAUCUUUGCCAGCUUAGGCUGGAUUAACUGUAUAGGAAUAUUCCAAGACUACUACCUUACGCAUCAGCUGUCGUCGUACUCCGCCAGCAACGUGGCCUGGAUCCCCUCAACGGAGUCUUUCAUGAUGUUCUUCUGCGCCCCUCUCGUGGGCAAGGCCACCGACCAGUGGGGGCCACGCAUUCCUAUGGCGAUAGGCUCGUUCCUCCACAUCUUCGGUCUGAUGAUGACAUCGCUUUCGAGCAAGUACUACCAGUUUUUCCUGGCGCAAUCCAUUUUCAGCGCCAUGGGCUGCAGCUUCCUCUUCUAUCCUCCGAUGACGGCAUGCGCCACGUGGUUUCUCAGGCAUCGAGCUCUUGCUAUCGGAAUAAUGGUUACCGGCUCAAGUGUCGGCGGCGUGGUCCUCCCCAUCAUGGUCAACAGGCUAGUGAACCAUCUUGGUUUCGGGUGGACCAUGCGAUCGCUAGCCUUCCUGCUUCUUGGCGUGGUUUUCGUCGCAAAUUUGACAGUCAAGUCAAGGCUGCCGCCCUUGAAGCGGCCUUUCCUUCUAAAAGACUUUUUGGAGUCCUACAAGGAGCCGGAGUUCCUCCUGUUGACCAUUGGCGCCUGGUUUGCGUACACUGGCGGCUUCCUUCCCUUCACUUUCAUCGUUGUUCAGGCGAGAGCACAGGGUAUGUCCGAUUCUCUGGCCGGCUACCUGGUCUCAAUUCUAAAUGCAGCGUCAACAUUCGGCCGCGUCCUCCCCGCAUGGUAUGGUGACAAGUACGGCGUGUUCAACAUCAUGAUAUUACUCACGACUUUGGGUGCAAUCUCAAACCUGACCCUGUGGCUGCCCAGCACCACACUGGCUGCUGGCUCAACCAACGCACUUAUCAUCGUAUUCACCGUCUUGUAUGGUUUCGCUUCAGGCUGUUACUUCUCUAUCUUGCCAGCGACGGUAGCGCAAAUCUCGGACGUCCGAAAGCUGGGCGUGCGCACGGGAAGCUUGUACGUGGUGGCGUCGACGGGCGUGCUUUUUGGCAGCCCUAUCGCAGGAGUCAUUGCUUCUGGACGCGGCAAUGGUUUCCUCGGUUUGACUCUGUUCUCGGGGCUGACGUUGCUUGUUGCUGUCGGAUUCGUCAUGCUCUCAAGAUUCAAGCAGGUGGGCUUUAAGUUGUUAGUAAAGUGCUAG